Molecule: messenger RNA, 279 nt
Organism: Linum trigynum
Lineage: Eukaryota; Viridiplantae; Streptophyta; Magnoliopsida; Malpighiales; Linaceae
Source: the annotation of a GenBank genome assembly
AUGGAGCUUGUCGUGGUGGAUAGCUUUGAGAGGCGAGAUAAGAGGCCUCGUCAAAGUGGUGGCCAGCUGGCUGUUGAGGUUGCUGUGGCAUCUGGGGUUGUUGCUGCGGGUAUUGUGGCGGAGCUGACUGAUAUAGUUGAUGAGGAGGGGGAGCAGCGGCAACAGGAGAUGGUUGCUGUGGUGGGGGCACCUGGUACUGUGGGUUCGGAGGUGGUUCGUGAGCAUGGCCAGCAGGCACGUAGUAUGGAUCUCGUUGAAGGACUGAAGGAGGGGGUGUGA